CACGCUGGCCCUCACUGGGCAAGAAUGGCACCACCUCCCGGGCACUGCCUCCUUCUGCUGUGCGCCCUGGGCACCUUUGCACUCAGCCGCUUCACGAGAGGUCAGAAGAACAGCACGCUCAUCUUCACAAGGGAAAACACCAUUCGGAACUGCAGCUGCUCCGCUGACAUCCGGGACUGCGACUACAGUCUGGCCAACCUGAUGUGCAGCUGCAAAACCGUCCUGCCCUUCGCCGUCGAGCAAACCAGCUACAACGGCCAUCUGACCAUCUGGUUCACAGACACAUCUGCGCUGGGCCGCCUGUUGAACUUCACGCUGGUGCAGGACCUGAAGCUUUCCCUGUGCAGUACCAGCACUCUCCCCACGGAAUACCUGGCUAUUUGCGGUCUGAAGAGGCUUCGCAUCAACACCGAGGCCAAGCAUCCCUUCCCAGAGCAGAGCUUACUCGUCCACAACAGUGCAGACGGCGACGCCAAAGAGAAGCCCGUGUUGUUGCACAAAGGCUGGCAAACGUGUAUGUACAUCUCAUUCCUAGAUACGGCUCUUUUCAACAGGGACUCAUCCUUAAGAUCAUAUAGCGUUGAAAACGUGGCCAGCAUUGCCAACAACUUUCCUGACUUUUCUUACUUUAAAACCUUCCCAAUGCCAAGCAACAAAAGCUAUGUUGUUACAUUUAUUUACUAA
Messenger RNA from Propithecus coquereli (Coquerel's sifaka), 684 nucleotides. It is a transcript of the gene EPCIP, whose product is annotated as chromosome unknown open reading frame, human C21orf62. The transcript has a single exon. The coding region runs from base 25 to 684 and encodes 219 amino acids. Lineage: Eukaryota; Metazoa; Chordata; Mammalia; Primates; Indriidae. The record is from RefSeq and is a predicted model, not a curated record.